GAGGGGGAGAGUGGAGGAGGAGGGGGGGAGUGACGCGCUCCCAUGAUGAACGGAUGAGCGGCGUGCUGCUGCUGUUUCUCUCAGAGCGACUUGGAUUCACAUGCACACACACACACACGCAUUUACAUACGUCUACACACAUACAGUAUACACACAGACACAUACACACGCGUAUACACAAGCCUGUGUACACACACACAUUGGUAUAAACACACAGCUAUACACGGAUCCAUAACAUUCAGUUUAUGCACGCUCUAUUCUUCACGUUCAAUAUACACAUACAUAUGUACACAUCUUUACAGAUACAGUACACGCGCCUAUAUGUACACGUUUGUAUCAACACACAUCUAUAAUAGUGCAUACGCGUACAUUAUAAACACAUCCAUAUAUACGCACACCCCCUAUAUACCCAAGAAUACCCACAUCUACUAUACAGUAUAUACACAUCACAUACAUACACACCUCCAUAUACAGCAUACACAUUCAUACACACACACACAUCCAAAUCUAUACCGACACAUCCAUAUACACAUAUCGUAACAAGCAUUGCCACACAUACAAACGUAUAUACACACACAACACAUACAUACAUCCAAGUACAGCAUCACCCACGCAUUCAUAUAUAUUACACACACACACAUCCUCACACACAUCCUCACACACAUACACAUCCACACACGUGUGUACGUGCCAAUCAGCAUUGAGAAGUACGCUGGGACUUCACCUCUCGCGCUAAGGAAGAUUUGAACACAGCACCCGGUGCCUUCGAGGACUUCGCGAUUUGCAGACGGGUGAGACGGAGACGGAAGGGGAGGGAAGUGGAGGGGCGGAUACCCCCAGCGCCGUGACCACGCCGUGCCAGAGGGAGAGACCACGCGUGACGGAGCGAUGAAUAAGCUGCGGCAGAGCCUGCGAAGGAAGAAGGAGAACUACGUGCCGGAGGCGAGCCGCCCGCACCAGUGGCAGGCGGACGAGGAGGCGGUGAGGCGCGGCCACUGCAACUUCCCCGUCAAGUACCUGGGCUGCGUGGAGGUGGACGAGUCCCGGGGAAUGCACGUGUGUGAGGAGGCCGUGAAGAGGCUCAAAGCGACGGACAGGAAGAAAAUCCGCGCCGGGCUGUGGGUGUCCGCUGACGGACUUCGAGUGGUGGACGAUGCCACCAAGGACAUGAUUGUGGACCAGACGAUUGAGAAGGUCUCCUUCUGCGCCCCGGACCGCAACUACGACAAAGCCUUCUCCUACAUCUGCAGGGAUGGGACGACGCGUCGCUGGAUAUGCCAUUCCUUCAUGGCCAUCAAGGACUCGGGCGAGCGGCUGAGCCACGCCGUGGGCUGCGCGUUCGCCGCAUGCCUCGAGCGCAAGCAGCGGCGCGAGAAGGAGUGCGGCGUCACCGCCACCUUCGACGCCAACCGCACCAGCUUCACCCGCGAGGGCUCCUUCCGCGCCAACGCCGCCAACGCCGCCAACGCCGCCGGCGGUGCCGCCGGUGCCGGUGGCGCCGCGGCAGGCGACAGGCCCGGCGACGAGGUGGCGGGGACGACGACGACGACGACGAUGAUGAUGGUGGCGGUGACGAUGACCGGAGCCGCAACGCACGAGCGAGCGUCGAAGGCGUCUCCCAUCGAGAGAGCCAUGGCAGCGAUGUCGGGGGUCGGCAACUCGGGAUCGGAGGUGGGAGGGGCGCCCCCCGCAUACCCCUCCCCCUCCUCCUCACCCUCCUCCUCCUCCUCCGCGGCCGCGGUCGUGGCCGGGCGCGGUGGCGCGGCGGCGGCCCCGGCGUGGACGCCGGGGGAACCGCCGCCCCCCCACGCCGGGGGCCACAACCCCCACGCCAUCCCUCGCAAGCACGCGCCGCUCGAGCAGUUGGUGCGGCAGGGCUCCUUCCGUGGGUUCCCCGCGCUGGCACAGAAGACGUCUCCAUUCAAGCGGCAGCUCUCGCUGCGCGUCAACGACCUCCCGAGCACGCGGCAGAGACACAUGGACUUCCAGGACGAGCUGACGGAGCCUGAGUCCCCGUGCCAGGGUGAAGCGGACGAUGUGAGCGAGCUGUGCGGGCAGAUGUCCGGCACGGGGCUGCUGGGGCGAGGUCACGACCUCCCCCCGGCUUCCGUCUCCAUGCAAGCGCACCGCGACGUGCCGCCGUACCCGCUGCCCGGCACCGCCCGCGACAGCCUCGACCACCACCACCAGCGCGCCGUCUCGUGGGGUCCGUCGGCCUCCCUGCCCCACGAGGGCGCCGCCGGUGCUGCCGGCGGCGCCCUCGUGGGGCAGCCCCGGCCGCACCACGCGCCGUCGUCGUCGCCGCCGCUGGGCCACCGGCGCACGGCGUCCGAGGCCGAGCGCUGGCUCGACGAGGUCACCAAGGCCGUGGCGGCGCAGGCUCAGGGUCAGCCGGCGCCGCCGGGGGUCAACCCGUUUGGCGGGGUGGCGGCGCCGGUGCGGUCCCCGUACGCCUCGGCAGCUGCGCUCGCUCAUAACGGAACAGUGCCGCCGGCUGGCGCUUACGGAUCGGAUCUAACGCCGGCGCAGAUGGCCGCAAGCCUGUUCUCCCCGCAAGCCGUGUACGCCGUUGGCCCCGCCACGCCGUCCGCGCCUUCGUCGGCGUCGUCGUCGCCAUCGUCGUCGGCAGCGCUGGCGGCGGCGGCGGCGACGGCCGCGUCGCUGCUCCAGCAGCAGCAGCUGCAGCAGCUGCAGCAGCUUUCGCCACACCAUCUCCACCAGCAGCAACAGAUGCACCAGCAGCAGCAGCUGCGUCAACACCAGCACUUGCAGCAGCAGCACCACCUUCUGCAGCACGGACAGGCGCCGGAGUCGCCGCAGCUUGGCGGGUCGCUGCCCCCAUCGCCGCUGCUCCAGCCGCGGUUGCACCAGGCUCAUAACGGCGGCGCCCGGUCGCCGGCGCACAGCGAGCGCUCACCGGCGCACAGCGUGGCAUUCGAGGAGCGGUGGGCGUCAGCCGCGCCCGGGGGAACCGUCGCCGGGACCGCCAACGCCGAAAUCGGGGGCAAAAUGUACCCGCCAGAACCCGGGCCGCCUUGCUCCCCGGCGACCACCAACCCGUUUCAUCGUUUGGCAGUGAAGAUGCGCCGAAGCCGGGAGGGGGAGCAGGAGGAAAAGAAGGAUGCAGCAGGGAGGAAGGAAGCAGGGGGAGAGGAUGAGUGA
This is a messenger RNA of Petromyzon marinus (sea lamprey), 3162 nucleotides long. Lineage: Eukaryota; Metazoa; Chordata; Hyperoartia; Petromyzontiformes; Petromyzontidae. The record is from RefSeq and is a predicted model, not a curated record.